Naumovozyma dairenensis CBS 421 is the source of this 2496-nucleotide messenger RNA. It is a transcript of the gene NTO1, whose product is annotated as Nto1p. The transcript has a single exon. The record is from RefSeq and is a predicted model, not a curated record. Bases 1 to 2496 code for a protein of 831 amino acids. NCBI's taxonomy places the organism in Eukaryota, Fungi, Ascomycota, Saccharomycetes, Saccharomycetales, Saccharomycetaceae. Gene Ontology annotation, biological process: regulation of transcription by RNA polymerase II.
AUGUCCGCUGUCCAGAAUAAUAAUGACGAUGGUUUAAAAUUAAGAGAAGAGAAACAUUAUAAUGAUUUCUACCCGACUUUGACAGAUGAUACUGAAAUAGAUGUGGUAAUAGAUCUCGAUAAUACUGCGCAAUUAAUAACUGAACCAAUUGUAGGAAAUGGGAUUGUGGAGCCACAUACAGUCCAACCGAUUAAGCAGUUGAUGUAUAAUGGACAAGUCACGAUAGAGGCACUCCGAAUGGACCAUAAUAUUGCAGAGUUUAAAAAAUGUCCCUUUGAGUUAUCAAAAUUGGAUAGUAUCAGGUUUACAGAAUCUGAACAAUCUCUGUCGUUACAAUCACAGGUCCCAGAGUCGGAUAGCGACAUUGGAAAAGCAUACAUAAAUGAAUUCGAAAGUGGUAUUGAAAAGCGCUAUACGCCCGAACAAUUAGGAAUUUUGAAUUCGUUGAAACUUAUCUCUCCUCAUUUAGAUAAAUUUAUUAUAGAGUAUGAUAUGGAUGAACAAGAUGAACUAUUCUUACAACAUCUACGCCAAUUAUUAUCAUUGGUAAUAAGUCAUGAAUUAUUUGAGCUCCUAAUCACAGUUUUGGAAAAGGAAUGGUUCACUUUACAGUCACAUAUACCGCGAGAUAAUAUAUAUAAUGCAGAUUUAACCACGAAAGCAAGAAUAAAUCACGAACUUUACGGAUCAGACGAUGGAACUACUUUGUCAUCUGAUCAACCGUGUGCAAUAUGUUACGGAACUAAUAGUGAUGUCACUAAUACUAUUGUAUUUUGCGAUGGUUGUAAUAUAGCUGUUCAUCAAGAAUGUUAUGGUAUCGUAUUCAUCCCCGUCGAUUCAUGGUUAUGUAGGAGAUGUCAAUUUGGGAACAAUGACCCCGAUAUAGGCUGUAUAGUAUGCCCAAGCAAAACAGGUGCCUUUAAAAUGACAGAUAAUGGUAUUUGGAUACAUAACAUAUGCGCUUUAUGGUUACCAGAGUUAUAUUUUGCCAAUUUACAUUAUAUGGAACCUAUAGAGGGGAUAGGGAAUAUUCCAAGCUCUAGAUGGAAGUUAUUUUGUUACAUUUGUAAGAAAAGAAUGGGAGCAUGUAUCCAAUGCACUCAUAAGAAUUGUUUCUUAGCAUAUCAUGUUACAUGUGCGAGACGAGCAGGUUUAUAUUUAAAAUGGGACAGGGAUGUCUCUGUGGGAUCGGUCGCAUCUAACCAAGUCCACCUUGGCAAUAAAUUACAUAGCUUUUGUGAUAAGCAUUCUCCAGUUGGAUGGCCAAGUUGUACACAAAAUUUGUUGAAAACAAGAAGAUUCUUCAAUAUUGAAAUAAACUCCACAUAUUCAACCAAUAUAGCGCUUCAGGAACCAUCAGAUUGGAGAACACCAGUAGGUACACCAAUUGCGCCACAGUAUUUUGCAACUAUAUUACAAAAAAUACUGAAACUAUAUAAAUUUACUCCUGCAAAAUCACAGACAUUAUCAUAUGAAGUGUGUAAGUAUUGGUCUAUGAAACGGGAGUGGAAGAGAGGACCACUGAUUCAUAAACCACAACUUGAAAAUGUGUCUUUCUUAACAUCAAACGACAUAGAAAAUAGGCUGGAUUUUACAAAAUUACUUUUAAAAGAUUUGAAAAAAUUAAAGAAGCUGACAGAACUUAUAACAAAGAGAGUCGAAGUUGAAAGUUCCUUACGCACACAUAAGAAAAUAAUUUUACAAUUGCUAAAUGAUCCGAGACGAUAUCUUCUAAAAACUUGUUUGAUAGAUAAAGUGGUCGGAAGAAAAGAGUUUAAAUUUUUAAUGAAGUCCACCAGGGAUGAACAUACUGAGAUACAACUCGAGAAAUUCCGAAGAGAUCAAUUUGAGAGCUUAGAGCAAAUAGAAGGAGAAAUAAUACCUAUAUUACAAAAUAUGAUAGACGCUCCAAUGACUCCAAUAAUGACACGAAGAAACAUAAUUAAACUCAAAGAUUAUAUGCUUGCAUCCAUUGCUGAAUUCAGAUUACUAGACCCUGAAAGAUAUUUAAUGGAGAAUUUUUCAAUAAAGGACAAGAAGACAUUAGAUAUCAAGCCAAGAUUAUGGAAAGGUCCGUUGUUAAUGGAUGAAGAAGAUUUAACUGAUGUAGAGGAAUUAGACGAAUCACAAUCGGAAUUAUUGCAAAAUAUAUUGACGGGGACCAAUACUGAAUUCAGUAACGGCAAAAAACCAGUAGAGCAUGAAGAAAUGGAAUCUGUUACUUCAUACCACCGUGCUCAACAGCAUGAAAAUCUUCCUAGGAAAGGUGCUGGUAGAGGUAGGCGUAGAGACAGGGGUAGAGGUAAAGGUAGGGGCAGAGGUAGAGGCAGACUUCCAGGAAGUGGAGCAAGAACAGUUAUAAAUGAUGGAGCUGGUCUUAAUAGUGAACGGGUACAACAAACUACACCGCCUGUAAAACAUAGAGGGUGGCCAAAGGGCAAGAAAAGAGGAAGACGUACAGUUAAACCAUGGAGCAAGAAAAAGAAUGAAACCUAG